Messenger RNA from Tetrahymena thermophila SB210, 621 nucleotides. Its product is annotated as transmembrane protein, putative. The record is from RefSeq and is a predicted model, not a curated record. NCBI's taxonomy places the organism in Eukaryota, Ciliophora, Oligohymenophorea, Hymenostomatida, Tetrahymenidae. The transcript is spliced from 5 exons.
AUGACUACUUUAAGUGAAAGUGAAAAGAUUUGGCAAAAGUAUAAAGAAAGAUUCAGAAAGACAGACUAUUCUCAAUUUAAAAAGAAGAAAUUCUAUGAACCUAUCAAUAUUGAUAAGGAAAAUGAAAUUAAAUCUGAGUUAACUAAAUAAAAAUAGUACGAAAGCUAAUUUCCAUAUUAUGAAGAACUUCCAAGAUUGAGCAGAAGAUAAUUGCUUCCUCGCAAAGGAAUUGCUAAAAUAGAACAUUUCGGAUAUUUUGGAAUAUUUCUUGGAGCUGCAUUUGGUAAACUUUUAGCAGAAGUGUAUUAUGGAAAUUUAGUAACAAGCUAUAAAAUCAUGAAAACAAGAUUUGUAAUGGGCAUGUUUUUUUCUACUUCUUUAAUGCUUAUUACUAGUUUUACAUUAGACUUUUAACCACAAAAUCUAGGAAUCAAUGAACUCUAACAUUUUGAUGAAGUUUCAAACAGAUAUUUCGACUUGUAAUUUGAUGCAUUUAAAGAUGUUAAUGAUAUAAAAUAUAAUGAUCAAAGAAUUGAAAAGAAAGAUUAUAAUGCCAUUUUGGAUAUUUUAGAAUAAAGAAAAUUAGAGUAUAAAAAGAAGUAGUUGUUUGAUCAGCUUUGA